Molecule: messenger RNA, 1804 nt
Organism: Clarias gariepinus (North African catfish)
Lineage: Eukaryota; Metazoa; Chordata; Actinopteri; Siluriformes; Clariidae
Product: butyrophilin subfamily 2 member A2-like
Exons: 10
Coding region: 114-1625 (503 amino acids)
Molecular function (GO): protein binding
Source: RefSeq, a predicted model, not a curated record
CUGAAAGUCCAGUGAGUGUAGAUGAUCUGUAGGAGUUUAAUGGACACUUUCCAGAUGAUUGAGUUCUUCCUGGUUGAUGUGAAUCUUUCUGACACACAGUGUUCCCUACUGCCAUGAUUUCAGCUCGACCACUGAGAUGGGUUUUACUGUUUCUAUUCCCGUCUCUCAGUCAUCAGGCUUCUUCUGUAUAUUUUUCACUGAAGGUCGAGUCUCCAGUCUCAGGGCUUCUUGGUUCCUCUGUGUCUCUGCCCUGUGCUGUCACCAGCAAUAUGGAUGUUCGACCCAUGGAAGUGCGCUGGUACCGUCCCAAUAUGUAUGACACCCCGGCUCUGUUCUACAGAGACACAGAGAUCCAGAAGAGUCCUGUAGAUGUUCAGUACCAGGGCAGAGUGUUCCUGUUAGGAGAUCUGGAGAAAGGAGACGUCUCUGUGAAACUGGAGAACCUGAUGCUAACAGAUAGAGGAGACUAUGUGUGUCAUGUUAGUAGUGAUACCUGGUAUGAUGAGGCCAUAGUGUCCCUCAGACUGAGAGUGGUGGGAUCCACUCCUGUUCUCUCCAUACGUGAAGCAGGAGAAGGGAAGGUGAAUGUUAGCUGUCAGUCACAUGGUUGGCUUCCUGAGCCGUCAAUCACCUGGACACAUAAAGAUGGGAGAGAUCUGAAACAUCUCAGUAACGACAAGUUCACCAACAACUCUGUAGGGACUGUAGAUGUGAGCUCGUGGCUGAUUGUGUCUCCCUCUGAGUCUGAGUGGAUCUCCUGCUCUGUGGGUUUGUCUGAUCAGGAGAGAAAAGAAGACAGAAUAAUGUUACACGUCCCUGCACGUGACACGGAGUCGUUGACUGGAUACAUCAUCAUCAUCAUUCCCGUUCUUCUGGUGCUGUGUGUCGUCGGAAUUGCAGUGUAUUGUGUGCUACGUAAAAAAGGUCUGAUUCUCUCCAGGAGAAAAGGGACAGAAAGUACAGGAGCAGGAACUCAGUCAGAAACUGAACCUCUGAAUAAAAUCCGUGUGGAGAAUCAGGAUCAGACUGACGCUCCAUCUACAGGUACAGUUCCUCACGCUGUGGUUGUAGAUUUAGACCAAGUGAAACAAUACAAAGUGAACAUCAGCAUCGACCCAGAGGAAACUUCAAAGUGUCUAAAAUAUGAGGGAAAGGAAGUGAAGGGAGCUAGUGAUUACUCUCAAGAGGAGAAAGACAAUCCUGAGUUUAAAAUCUUCACUCUGUGUAAAGAGAGGUUUCAGGCUGGUAAACAUUACUGGGAGGUGAAACUGAGAGAGUCACAGAAAACAGUAAAACUCUCCUGGUUUGUUGGUGUAGCGAGUGAUGAAGCUGAGAAAGAGGACAGCGUCGAGUUUACACCACAGGAUGGGUUCUGGGUUCUCUGUUAUGAAGGAGAUAAAGGAGUUUAUAUCAGAGAUCAAACAGAACUGAUUUCACUCCCAGACGUUAAUAAAGAGCUGACAGCAGUGGGAGUGUUUUUAGACUGUGAUACACACACACUGUCAUUUUAUAAUAUUAAUACACACUCACACAUCUACACUUUCACUAAUGUGGACGUCAGAACAUCACUGCGUCCUCUGAUCAGCCCUGGAGUCAGAGACCCUCAUCCUGUAUGGAUUAUUUAGGAGAAUAAAGACAUCUGUAAUAUGAUGAUGUGUGAGUUUAUAAUGUAUUAAUAUAAAGUGUGUAUACAUACUGUACAUAACACACUCCUAAUAAGACGUGUGGAAAGGAUUUGUUUGUAAAGUUCAUAUAAUGAGGUUUAUAAGUCAUGUGUUUAAUACAUGGAGCAACUGAAUAUUUU